Molecule: messenger RNA, 1224 nt
Organism: Papaver somniferum (opium poppy)
Lineage: Eukaryota; Viridiplantae; Streptophyta; Magnoliopsida; Ranunculales; Papaveraceae
Exons: 3
Coding region: 1-1224 (407 amino acids)
Biological process (GO): DNA integration
Molecular function (GO): nucleic acid binding
Source: RefSeq, a predicted model, not a curated record
AUGGGCAAGGUGAACUACAUUCGAUGUUUUAUACCUGGCCUGGCCCAGCUUGUUGCCUCAUUUACCCCCUUGCUGAAGAAGGGAGCAAGCUUCAUUUGGACCGCAACUCAACAGGAAGCGUUCCGAAAGAUUCAACGAAUACUGUCAUCUCCAUCCAUCAUGAAGUCUCCCGUCCAAGGGAAGCCGCUUUGUCUCUACACCGCCUUCAGUGACACCGCUGUCGGGGCCUUGCUCGCUCAAGAAGACGAUGAGGGAAUCGAACGUCUCAUAUACUACUUCAGUCGAAUACUAAGAGAUGUUGAACUCAAAUAUCCCAAGGCGGAGAAAGCAUGUUUAGCUCUAAUACAUUCCAUUCAGAAGUUUAGACAUUACCUGUUUUCCAACAAGGUGGUACUCAUGUCUAAAUCUGACCCUGCGAAGUUCUUACUUUCAAAAACGCUCCUGAUGGGAAGGACGGCCAAGUGGCUUCUCCAAAUUUCAGAGUUAUACAUAACGUGUGCAUCACCGAGAGCUAUCAAGGGGAAAGCAGUCGCAGACUUACUAGCAGCAUUCCCUGGGGAAGGCACUACGGGACUACACGAGGAUCUUCCUGGAGAAUUUCCAGACAUCUCCGUUGUCGAGGAAGAAGUGUGGCUAUUGUAUUUUGACGGCUUUGCCACUCCUAGCAGUAACACCGGAGGGGCAGGCGUAGUCUUAGUAUCUCCAUAUGGGGAAGUAUUCUCGCACUCCUUCAAGCUGGACUUCCAAUGUACCAACAAUUCAACAGACAACAACAAACACGCCGAUUGUCUAGUAACGAUGGCGUCUAAAUUGAAGUUCGAAGGAUUAGAAGAAACCCUGACAGUAAAGAGGAGAACCGUAGAAUCAACAUGGUUGUCACAAUACAUACACCGAGAUUUGCGAUUGGCGAACUACGAUCAUUCAGGAGCUCAGCAGCUCACUUUCUCAAGGAAAAGUCAGUCUCAAAACCCUGCAAAACUUCUUCAUGCUUCAUGUGUGCCUAAGCAUAUUAUCACUGAUAAUUGCACUCCCUUCGUCAACAAACAAGUACGAGAGUUACUUGAAGAAUAUGGAAUUAAGCAGGUCUUCUCCACUGUCUACAACCCUCAAGGAAACGGACAAGCUGAGAGUACCAACAAGACGUUGAUCUGGAUUAUCAGUCGAACAGUACAUGACAAUCCUAGAGAAUGGCACGACCAGUUAUGUAACACCCCGCGUUUUUAG